CCAGCACUCAGUGGCAGUCGAUAGUGCAGCGGGAAUAGUUCUGAUUCGAAGUGAAUGCUCAAGAUGUAGCAAAGGAUAAAGGAUAAAGGAUACUAAAGAACUGAUAACUGCAGCACAAUUGAAUCAACUGGCAAUAAAUACUUCAAGUGAAACAAACAUUGCAAAUUCCAAGUUCGAGUGCAAUUUGAAGAUCAAACACAGAUGUGGCAUGCAACGCCAAUAGAAAUAGAUCUUGACUCCAGCAACUGAUUGGCCAAUUGCUUGACAGUGCAUGUGGAAAAUUGCAUUAGCUGAAGGUUUUCCACAGGCCAAAAAAUGCUGGCCAUCAGUUCGAGCUUAAUGAUAUUUUAUGUAGCUUUUUUCUGGCUUUGCUGCCGCAUAGACAAUGUCGCAGCGGACAUCAUCAAGUAUGAUAAAACCAUUUUAGAGGAUGCCAAUUUGCAGGCGCCAGAACUGAUCCGGAAGUAUGGCUACAGCGCGGAAAUACACAAAAUAACGACCAAGGAUGGCUUUGUGCUCACCGCACAUCGCAUGCCCAAGCCGGGCGCACAGCCCGUGCUGAUGGUCCAUGGGCUGGAGGACAGCUCGGUGGGAUAUCUCAUACUGGGACCCAAGAAGUCGCUUGCCUACAGGUUAAGUGAUCUGGGCUAUGACAUUUGGCUGCUCAACACGCGUGGCAAUCGCUACUCACGGAAGCACAAGCGCUACCAGCGGAAUAUGCCCGAGUUCUGGGACUUUUCCUUCCACGAGGUCGGGCUGUACGACCUGCCGGCCGCGAUUGACUACGUUCUGGCCAUGACCAAGGGCUACGAGCAGCUCCACUACAUUGGCCACUCGCAGGGCACCACAUCCUUCCUGGUGAUGGGCAGUGAGCGGCCCAGCUACAUGAAGAAAAUCAAACUGAUGCAGGCGCUGGCCCCGGUCGUAUUUUGUGAUUAUGUGGGCUCACCCUUUGUCUUGUUUGCCGCGAAAUACAUUCGACCUUUGACACUCUAUGCCAGAGCUCUUGGCAUCUACGAUUUUCCCCCCGAGGGUGAAGUCUUCCAAAGACUCUCAUAUCAGAUUUGUAGCUUUGCCUUUCGCAACACCUGCAACUACUUCCUUUUGCAGCUGAUGGGCGUCGAUGCCCAGCAACUGAAUGCCACACUCGCACCGCUGUUUGUGCGACACGUCGCUGGCUCCUCGCUCAAGUCCCUGGGGCACUACCUUCAGCUGGUCCACAGCGGUGGCUUCUACAGGUACGACUACUACAGCGCUGUGGAGAAUCGGCGCCGCCACGGCUCCGACACUCCACCACAGUAUAAUCUGUCCAAUGUCAGCUGCAAGGUGGCUCUGUACUACAGCAAGAACGAUCUCCUGGCCGCGGUCAGGGAUGUGGAACGCCUGCGCGACGCGCUGCCCAAUGUGGUGCACGACGGGCUCAUACCAUACGAGAAGUUCAAUCACGUGGACUACAUUUGGGCGAAUGACAUCAACAGCCUGCUCUACGAUGGCAUGGUGGAGAAUAUGAAGCGGUCCGACCAGGGAGAGUUGUAGGGUGGAGGAGGACGAAGGUUUAGGCAAAAGGGCAAAUUUCCUGGCUUUAUUUUGUAUGGUAAAUUGUAUGCAAAACGUUCCCUCAAAUCCCUGUGAUAGACACACUUUCAAUUGAGUUUCGAAAUGCACUUUAAAUACAUUGCAAAUCCAUGACUUCUCUUGUGGGCAUUCAUUAGAAAUUUGUAAUUAUGAAUGCUUCAAAUAUUUGCCAUAAAUUCUACUUUAUGGCCAGAGUCCAUGAACGCCA
This is a messenger RNA of Drosophila guanche, 1783 nucleotides long. RefSeq names its product lipase 1. Gene Ontology annotation, molecular function: hydrolase activity, acting on ester bonds. The record is from RefSeq and is a predicted model, not a curated record. NCBI's taxonomy places the organism in Eukaryota, Metazoa, Arthropoda, Insecta, Diptera, Drosophilidae. The coding region runs from base 316 to 1536 and encodes 406 amino acids. The transcript has 3 exons.